AUGAGUCGAGAAAAUGGUGGGUGUAGAGGUUUCUUUUCCUGUUUGGGAGGAAUUGCAAAUGUUUUUCUUGAUUUUUUUGGUUUGAGAAGAACAUUGCACAACACCAAUCAACAGUUGGAAGAAGAUUUGGGUGACAAUGGACGACAGGCCGUGACUGGACAAGCAAUUCAAUCGCCCAUUGCAAGUGAUCCAGCUGUGAAGGAUCCAAAACCACCCACCUCUCUGGGUGUGAAUAAAGGGAAGGAUCCACAGACUGAUAUAGCCAUAACAUCAGCUACAAAGGAUACAAAACCACCCAUUUCUCCGGGUGCUAAUAAAGGGAAGGAUCCACAGACUGAUAUAGCCACAACAUCAGCUGCAAAGGAUCCAAAACCACCCACUUCUCCGGGUGUGAAUAAAGGGAAGGAUCCACAGACUGAUAUAGCCAUAACAUCAGCUACAAAGGAUCCAAAACCACCCAUUUCUCCGGGUGCUAAUAAAGGGAAGGAUCCACAGACUGAUAUAGCCAUAACAUCAGCUGCAAAGGAUCCAAAACCACCCACUUCUUCAGGUGUGAAUAAAAGGAAGGAUCCACAGAUUGAUAUAGCCAUAACAUCAGCUGCAAAGGAUCCAAAACCACCCACUUCUCCGGGUGCUAAUAAAAGGAAGGGUCCACAGACUGAUAUAGUCAUAACAUCAGCUACAAAGGAUCUAAAACCACCCACUUCUCCGGGUGCUAAUAAAGGGAAGGAUCCAAAGACUGAUAUAGACAUAACAUCAGUUGCAAAGGAUCGAAAACCACCCACUUCUCCGGGUGCUAAUAAAGGGAAGGGUCCACAGACUGAUAUAGCCAUACCAUCUUCUCACCAUGUAUAA
This is a messenger RNA of Cryptomeria japonica (Japanese cedar), 855 nucleotides long. RefSeq lists its product as uncharacterized. The transcript has 3 exons. The record is from RefSeq and is a predicted model, not a curated record. The coding region runs from base 1 to 855 and encodes 284 amino acids. Lineage: Eukaryota; Viridiplantae; Streptophyta; Pinopsida; Cupressales; Cupressaceae.